This is a messenger RNA of Lolium rigidum, 1761 nucleotides long. RefSeq names its product probable galacturonosyltransferase 9. Lineage: Eukaryota; Viridiplantae; Streptophyta; Magnoliopsida; Poales; Poaceae. Gene Ontology annotation, molecular function: polygalacturonate 4-alpha-galacturonosyltransferase activity. The record is from RefSeq and is a predicted model, not a curated record. The transcript has 2 exons. Bases 1 to 1488 code for a protein of 495 amino acids.
AUGGCCGGCGGCCGAUCGCCUGCGCCGCGCCGCGCGGCGUUCGCGGCAUUGGUCACGCUCCUCUUCCUCGCCUGUGUCUUCUUCUUCCUGUCGGCGACCACCAUCAGCACCUCAGCCCCAAACUCCCCGACCGCACGGCUGGCCGCCGUGCGCCGCCACGCCGAGGACCACGCGGCCGUGCUCGCCGCCUACACGGCGCACGCGCGGCGCCUCAGCGUCGACUCCGCCUCGCAGACGGAGUCCUUCCUCUCCACCUCCUCGCGCCUCUCCGCGCUCGCCUCCCGCCUCACCCUCUCCACCGUCGCGCUCCUCGAGAAGGAGGCCCGCGGGCACGUGAAGCGCGCGCGCGCCCUGGCGGCGGGCGCAAAGGAGGCCUUCGACACGCAGUCCAAGAUCCUCAAGCUCUCCGACACCGUCUUCGCCGUCGGGCAGCAGCUCCUCCGCGCCCGCCGCGACGGCCAGCUCAACUCCCGCAUCGCCGCGGUCUCCACGCCCAAGUCCCUCCACUGCCUCGCCAUGCGCCUCAUGGAAACCCUCCUUGUCAACGCGUCCUCCGCCGCCGUUCCCGAAGCCGUCGUUCCGCCACCGCCUGAGGAGCUCACCGACCCGUCGCUCUACCACUACGCCAUCUUCUCCGACAACAUCCUCGCGGUGUCCGUCGUGGUGGCCUCCGCCGCGCGCGCGGCAGCCGAACCCUCCCGCCACGUCUUCCACGUGGUCACCGCGCCCAUGUACCUCCCGGCCUUCCGCGUCUGGUUCGCGCGCAGCCCGCCGCCGCUCGGCGCGCACGUGCAGCUCCUCACCGCCGCCGACUUCCCCUUCAUCAACGCCUCCUCCUCGCCCGUGCUCCGGCAGGUCGAGGACGGGAACAGGGACGUGGCGCUGCGCGAGCUGGACUACCUGCGGUUCUACCUGCCCGAGAUGUUCCCGGCGCUAACGAGGGUGGUGCUCCUGGAGGACGACGUGGUGGUGCAGCGGGAUCUGGCCGAGCUGUGGCGCCUCGACCUGGGCGGCAAGGCCAAUGCAGCGUUGCACACAUGCUUCGGCGGCUUCCGACGCUACGGCAGGUACCUCAACUUCUCGCACCCCGCCGUGCAGGAGCAGUUCCAGCCCCGCGCGUGCGCAUGGUCCUACGGCGUCAACGUCUUCGAUCUACUCGCCUGGCGGCGCGACCAGUGCACCGAGCAGUUCCACCGGCUCAUGGAGAUGAACGAGAACGGCACGCUGUGGGACACGGCCUCCGUGCUCCCGGCGGGGCUGAUGACCUUCUACGGCAACACGGCGCCGCUGGACAAGUCGUGGCACGUCAUGGGCCUCGGCUACAACCCGCACAUCAGGCCCGAGGACAUCGGGGGAGCGGCCGUGGUACACUUCAACGGCAACCUCAAGCCAUGGCUCGACGUCGCCUUCAACCAGUACAAGCAGCUCUGGACCAAGUACGUCGACACCGACAUGGAGUUCCUCACGCUCUGCAACUUCGGCCUCUGAAUUCUUUGAAGAGCCCCCACCACACGGGUUAAUUUAAAAUGGAUUUUAAAAAGGCAUAGGAGGUUAAUUGAUCUUUUUUACAACAAAUCUUGCGCAUGAAAGAAUUCUCACCACAGUGGUGUGAAUGGGUGGCAAGAUUUGUACGGUGUGGAAAUGCCGGAAUUAGAGUUAAUGAUGACACUGGCCACUACUUUCAGACUUUAAAGCAUUGAGGCAACAGGAUCCGUUAUCCUUGGUGCUUUUUAACCUUGUUGUGAAUAUGUUGUCUAUUCU